Molecule: messenger RNA, 2664 nt
Organism: Galeopterus variegatus (Sunda flying lemur)
Lineage: Eukaryota; Metazoa; Chordata; Mammalia; Dermoptera; Cynocephalidae
Gene: SLCO1C1
Product: solute carrier organic anion transporter family, member 1C1
Exons: 14
Biological process (GO): sodium-independent organic anion transport; bile acid and bile salt transport; transmembrane transport
Cellular component (GO): membrane
Molecular function (GO): protein binding; bile acid transmembrane transporter activity
Source: RefSeq, a predicted model, not a curated record
AGGCUCUCCCCACUUGGCAAAACUGCUCAAAAGUGCUCUGGGAUUGACCUCAGUUUCCUCUUUCAGUCUGUGGCGGGUGGUUAAGCCUCUUGCUGAGCACACUGAGAGGAACUUGCUGUCUUUGAUCUUCACCUCCAGAUCAACUUUGACAGAUCAGAAUCAGGGAACGUUUUCAUAAUGGACACUUCAUCCAAAGAAAAUACCCAGUUAUUCUGCAAAAAUUCAGUGCAACCUGUUGGAAGGCCUUCCUUUAAAACAGAAUAUUCGUCCUCAGAGGAAAAACAGCCAUGCUGUGGUAAACUAAAGGUGUUCUUGGGUGCCUUGUCUUUCGUUUACUUUGCCAAAGCAUUGGCAGGAGGCUACCUGAAGAGCACCAUCACUCAGAUAGAGAGAAGGUUUGAUAUCCCUUCUUCACUGGUGGGAGUUAUUGAUGGUAGCUUUGAAAUUGGAAAUCUCUUAGUUAUAACAUUUGUUAGCUACUUUGGAGCCAAACUUCACAGGCCAAAAAUAAUUGGAGCAGGGUGCCUAAUCAUGGGAGUUGGAACAUUGCUCAUUGCGAUGCCUCAGUUCUUCAUGGAGCACAUCUGCUCUUUCCCAGGUACUGUUCCAGAAUGUGAAAUUGAUGCCAGCUCCUCCAUGUGGGUUUAUGUUUUCCUGGGAAAUCUUCUUCGUGGAAUAGGAGAAACCCCCAUUCAGCCCUUAGGCAUCGCCUACCUGGAUGAUUUUGCCAGUGAAGACAAUGCAGCUUUCUAUAUUGGGUGUGUGCAGACAGUUGCAAUUAUAGGACCGAUCUUUGGCUUCCUGUUGGGCUCAUUAUGUGCCAAACUGUAUGUUGACAUUGGCUUUGUAAACCUAGUGUACUUCUUAUAUUUGUGUGCAAGCACCGUUCAGUUUAAUUCUUUAUUUGGCAUGGUGACAUAUAAACCAAAGUACAUCGAGCAACAGUACGGGCAGUCGUCCUCCAAGGCCAACUUCGUUAUCGGUCUCAUCAACAUACCUGCAGUGGCCCUUGGAAUAUUCUCUGGGGGGAUAGUUAUGAAAAAAUUCAGAAUCAGUGUGUGUGGAGCUGCAAAACUCUACUUGGGAUCAUCUGUCCUUGGUUACCUCCUAUUCCUUUCCCUGUUUGCACUGGGCUGCGAAAAUUCUGAUGUGGCAGGACUCACUGUUUCCUACCAAGGAACCAAACCUGUCUCUUCUUAUGAACGAGCUCUCUUUUCAGAUUGCAACUCAAGAUGCAAAUGUUCAGAGACAAUAUGGGAACCCAUGUGUGGUGACAAUGGAAUCACAUAUGCAUCCGCUUGUCUUGCUGGUUGUCAAACCUCCAACAGGAGUGGAAAAAAUAUAAUAUUUUAUAACUGCACUUGUGUGGAAAUGGCAGCUUCUCAAUCAGGAAAUUCUUCAGGCGUAGUGGGCAGAUGUCAAAAAGAAAAUGGAUGUCCCAAAAUGUUUCUGUAUUUCCUUAUAAUUUCAGUCAUCACAUCCUAUACUUUAUCCCUAGGUGGCAUACCUGGAUACAUAUUACUUCUGAGGUGCAUUAAACCACAACUUAAGUCCUUUGCCCUGGGUAUCUACACCUUAGCAGUAAGAGUUUUGGCAGGAAUCCCAGCUCCAGUAUAUUUUGGAGUUUUGAUUGACACUUCAUGCAUCAAAUGGGGAUUUAAAAGAUGUGGAAGUAGAGGCUCCUGCAGAUUAUAUGAUUCCAAUGCUUUCAGGUACCGUAUCAAAUGCAUCCCCACAUCUCACUGCUGCAACAUCCCAGGUUUACACGAUGCCACUGGCACUGAUAAGUCCUCAUGUAGUUUCACUGCUUGUAAAACACAUAUAUCUGGGACUAACUAUGAUACUGGGCAUAGUGUCCAUUUUCCUAAGCAUGGCAGUACUUUUCAUUUUAAAGAAAAAUUAUGUUUCAAAACAUAGAAGCUUCAUAAUCAAGAGAGAACGAACCAUGGUGUCUGCAAGACUCAGGAAGGAAAACUGUACUGCAAGUGAUCAUUUGCUGCUACAACCCAGCUGCUGGCCAGGCAAGGAAACACAACUUUAGGAAAAUGAUGACUUGAAGCCAUGUUUUCUAAUUUGUGGAAAUUCUGCAAACAAAUAAAUUUUAAUCAAAAGAGUUGUGAAUGUGUAAAUUCUUUCUCUUUUCAAAAAAUUCCUUCUUUGUUUGUAACCUUAGGCAUUAGAUAAUAUACCUGAUAACAAAUAUAAUUAAACAUACAACAGAAGAUGCAGAUGAUGAAAGUAAUUUUAAACCUUUUAAUUUACAUACAAAUUCCUUCUAUUACUUAUCCUGCUUUGUUUUGCCUUGUGCCCAUUGAUAUAUUAGCUGUACUCUUAUUAGAACAAUUGCCCUUAUUGUCUAAUGUAAUUUCUAAACUGAAUUACUUGUCUACGGUGAGAAAAUACUGUUAAAAAAAUUAAGUCAUAUCUUUUGCUUCUUCACGUAUCACUUUAAUGAUGAUGUUAGGAUAAGGGAUAAAGUCAGAAUAUGGAGAAGAAGGUUUCAUUUUAAGCUUUGCAGUACAAUAAUUGAUAUAGAAAUGUGUAGUGGCAAAUGACCUUGGGGUAUUAGAAUUUUGGAUUAUUAGCUCUUCAUUUUCAUGUGCUUUUUUUGUGACACUAUAAAUGACCAUGGCUGUAAAGUAAUAAAAAUAAAUGUGAACAUGC